Telopea speciosissima is the source of this 3608-nucleotide messenger RNA. RefSeq names its product transcription factor GTE10-like. The record is from RefSeq and is a predicted model, not a curated record. Gene Ontology annotation, molecular function: protein binding. The transcript has 10 exons. The coding region runs from base 882 to 3266 and encodes 794 amino acids. NCBI's taxonomy places the organism in Eukaryota, Viridiplantae, Streptophyta, Magnoliopsida, Proteales, Proteaceae.
GUUCCACGUCCCUUUUUGGAAGAGAAUCACGAAGAAGAGGUUCUAGGGUUUUCUCUCCCAUUGGGCGGCUCUGCUCGUGAUCCAGGUUUCGUAUUGGAUUCACGAAGCAUUCUUAGAGCACAUUAUUUUCUAUCUCUCUGAGCUUCUACCGAACUUCAGUUUGUUCUCUUUCUUUGAUCUAGCGGGUUUCCUUCUGGAAUUUAUGCUGGAGUAUCACGGGCUGCGAACCAUCCUCUUCUAAACUUUCGGGCGUAAAUCAUUUUUCUGCAAAUUUUAUUGGGUAAAUCAGUGUCCCAACUUAUACCAUUUUUGGUGAAGAGUUCGUGAUUUGUGACGAGUGCGAAAAUUGUCGAAGCUGUUGAACGAAAGGAGAAUCGUGGGUUUUGAUGGUAAUCCUGAUUUAGGGUGGGUUCUACUUUGUUGUCUUUAUCCAAUUUCUCUUUUUUCUUCAGAGUCCAUUGACUACAUCGAGAUUAGGUUUUUUUUUUAAUUUUGUAUUCGUAUAUUAGAAUCGGAGAUUUGUAACUUUAAGCUUAGAAGUUGAUAUUAUUGGAGGAGAAUACAUCUUGAUUUUAAACUAAUUAUAAUAUCCACUUCGAGUUCUACCUUUUAAUUUUUCCAUCGGCGAGAAAAUAAUUGCCGUGGGUGGGGUGAUUAUAGUUCUUGAUUUAUGAUAGGAAGAAUAACGUACUUAAUGAACUUGAUUUGGUGGUAUUAUUGAAUUUAGUCCUAUUCUGGAACAAAAAAGAAGGCAUGUUUUGGCUCAAUAUCUCACUCUAUUGUUUUACCGGGAAUAACGCAAACUGGUUUUUCUGGGACUGGCCUUGCGGGAUAAAUCUUACUCCCGCAGUUGAUAUGUGCAGAUUUAGGGGAUUAACCUUAUGGCACCGACAGUUCUUGUAGAGUACACUGGAAUGAAGGAAUCAAAGAAGUACGCACAGAAAGUCUUGGUAGCAAUGACGGGUAAAACGCAGAAGUUCUCAAAAGGCUAUUCUUCUGGAUUUGUAUCGGACUAUCGUCAUGCUGUUGAAACCAUGGGAGAAUCCGAUUUCGGUAGCUCUGGUCGAGUAGACACAGAGAUGACUGCUUCAGAUGAUUCUUGCGCCCCCAAAAGGAAGUGUAUUAGUUUGAACGUUGAUAGGUGUGAUGGCUUUGGUGUUCCCUUACAGGUGCUUUCUGUGUCAAAGAUGUCUCAUUCGGAGAGAAAGGAUUUAGGAAUGAGGCUCAGAGCAGAUCUUGAGCAGGUUAGGGUGCUUCAGAAAAGAAUUGCCUUGCGGUGUACAAAUGGUGUUGCCCUGUCAUCUUCCAGUGAUAUCCGUAGUUGCAGCGAUGGUCAAAGAAGGCCUCCGCUUGAGAAUCUUCCAAGAUCUUCUGAGUUUUCUGGGCAGGGCAAGAAACGGGUUCCUCCAGCCGUCAAUGGUCCCCACUUGAAACGGGGUAUUUCAGGCAGGUUUGAAUCUGUGAACAGGGGUGCUCCUCCUAGCACGUCAAAUGUUAUGUUGAUGAAACAGUGUGAGACAUUGUUGAAACGUUUGAUGUCACACCAAUUUAGUUGGGUCUUCAACACUCCUGUGGACGCUGAUAAGUUAAACAUUCCAGAUUAUUUUCAAGUUAUCAAGCACCCAAUGGACUUGGGGACAAUAAAGAGGAAGAUAGCUUCUGGUGCAUACUCAAGUCCAUUGGAUUUUGUGGCUGAUGUGAGGCUCACUUUCUCAAAUGCAAUGACCUACAAUCCGCCCAAAAAUGAUUUCCAUAUCAUGGCUGAUACACUGAGAAAUUUUUUUGAGAAGAGAUGGGAACCUAUUGAGAAGAAAUUUUCUUCUACUGAUUUACAGACAGCACCUGUGAAAUCUAGUGUUCCUAGAGAAAUUGAACCUGCUAAGCCAAUGCUACCUUCGAAGAAGAGGAAGAUCUCUACGACAAGCCAUAAUGUCAAGACAGAGCCUGUUAAGAGGAUCAUGACAGAUGAAGAAAAACAUAAACUGAGUAGAGAAUUGGAGUCUUUGCUAGGAGAAAUGCCGGAGCACAUUGUUGAUUUCCUGAGAGGGCAUAGUUUCAAUGGAGGCCAAACUGGGGAGGAUGAGAUAGAGGUUGAUAUUGAUGCUCUCAGUCAUGAUACAUUGUUCACACUGCGAAAGCUUCUUGAUGAUUAUUUGCAGGAGAAACAAAUGAAUCAGGCAAAAGCUGAGCCUUGUGAAAUGGAGAUUCUGAAUGAGUCAGGACUUAGCAAUUCAUCAAUGCCUUGCAAAGGCAAUGAACCCGUCGACGAGGAUGUAGAUAUUGGUGGAAAUGAUCCUCCUGUUUCAAGCUACCCUCCAGUAGAGAUAGAAAAAGAUACGGCUCAUAAAAACAGUAAAUGCAGUAGUUCAAGUAGCUCCAGUAGUGAAUCUGGCUCUUCUUCUAGUGAUUCAGACUCCGGCAGUUCUUCUGGCAGUGAAUCUGAGGGUGCUAAAGCUUCAUCUCCAGUGAAUGCGACAAAGGAGAAUUUAGAUUGUGGGGCAGAUAUAGACAAAAGGAGAAGUGAGUUGGUUGAUCCACAUGAUGGAAAUCAAUCUGUUAGUGGGUUGGACCAGGUUGAGCAGAAUCCUCAAACCAGGCCAGUUUCCCUAGAUGCAGAUUGUCCUCAAGAGGGGGAGAGUGCUCCAUCUGAGAGGCAGGUCUCCCCCGAAAAGCUUUAUCGUGCAGCUUUAUUGAGAAGUCGUUUUGCUGAUACCAUCCUCAAAGCUCGAGAAAAGGCACUUGAUCAGGUUGAUCAGGUUGAAAAGGGUGAUCCUGAGAAAUUGCGGCGCGAGAGGGAGGAACUUGAAAGGCAGCAAAGGGAAGAAAAAGCUCGGUUGCAAGCAGAAGCCAAGGCUGCUGAAGACGCUCGAAGGCAAGCAGAAGCCGAAGCUGCAGCUGAAGCCAAGCGGAGGAGGGAACUUGAGAGAGAAGCGGCACGUCAAGCGUUGCAGAAGAUGGAAAAGACUGUUGAAAUUAAUGAGAAUUGCCACUUUUUGGAGGACUUAGAAAUGCUAAGGGUUGCCCCUACUGAGCAUUUACCGAGCUCUGUAGAUGAAACAAGCCCAGAUCACUCUCAAGAUGUUAUAGGCAGUUUCAAGCUGCGGGGAAGUAGUAAUCCGUUGGAGCAACUAGGAUUAUACAUGAAAAUGGAUGAUGAUGAUGAAGAGGAAGGUGAGCCAGAGAGUGUUCCAGACCCCGACCCCAACCCCAACCCUGACAUCAACACCAAUAUGGUAAAUGAUGUUGAGGAAGGAGAAAUUGACUGACCGGGGUUUGGUUCUUCUGCCGUCACAGUCCUGCAACGGCAAGGAGCUUGAAUCAGAACAUUCGGCUCAGAAGACUGUCGGCCAGUCACAUGGUAAAUCUCCUUGAAUGGGCAAGAGAUUAUGUGACCCCCAUCCCUUGCUGCUUCAAGCAAAUCAUUGGGAACUGAUUGCAUUUAGACUAUCAGAAGCUUUAACAAUUGCUCUGAGUUUGGAAUGAGUUUUUCCUUAAGAGACGGUUUUGCCGUUGAAGCAGAUCUUCCCAUACCUAUAUAUCAUGGAUUUGCCUCGUGUUUAAUAGAGAAUCCAUGGGUCAUGGUAAAUGGCUUGCAUUUUGAGGGGCUA